This is a messenger RNA of Oldenlandia corymbosa var. corymbosa, 3685 nucleotides long. NCBI's taxonomy places the organism in Eukaryota, Viridiplantae, Streptophyta, Magnoliopsida, Gentianales, Rubiaceae. The record is from the annotation of a GenBank genome assembly.
UGAGAUUAUGCUAUUACUGUCAAUUGCAUAUAUCCUAUCGCAACCAGCCAACCAUCAAUCACUAUCUACGCAGCCGAAUUUUUGACAAGAUCUAUAGCCAGCAAAACAGAGUUCAAUAUCAGAUCCUGGCAGGGUGAAGCGCACCAGCUACAACAGAUCCACUGCAAGCUUGUGCCGGAAACAUCAUCAUGGAGGUGAUGAAGAGGAAGAAUGCUUCCAAGGCUUCUCGCAACAUGAACAGUUUGCCUGAUGAGAUCAUUGUAAUAGUUCUUUCCUUUGUAACUAUUUGUGAAGCCGCACGUACCAGUGUCCUUUCUCGUAGAUGGAGACAUUUAUGGAGGUCCGCUUCUCGUACUUUGGCUUUUGAUUCUGCUGCUGUUGGAAGUGGUGAUGAUGCUUUUGUUUCUUUGGUAACCCAAGUUAUGGCAUUGCAUCGCUGUUCAAACAUAGAUAAGUUAAGCAUUCGCCUGAACCUCCGUUCACCUAACGUCACCGAUCUCGUGAUAUGUGAUUGGAUUGAAUUUGCUGUGCAAAGACAAGUGAUAAUUUUUGAACUGGAAGCUUCUGGUGAUAUCAGUGUGGUGGAGUCUUGGAGUCACUUAGAACCCAACUUCAGUGCCCGGGCUAAUAUUAAUUAUGUCCCUGCAGAUUUGUCUUCCUGCUGUUAUAAUUUCCCUGUUUUGGAGAAGUUGUUAACGUUGCCCCUCUCUAACCGGAGCUGCUUUGCUUCCUUAACAUCCUUGAAGCUUGUUAACUUUAACAUUGACGACGAGACCAUGGAUUACAUUCUAUCCAAUUGUUCGUUUCUCGGACGAUUGUAUUUAAAAGGUGGAACAGGUUUGAGGAACCUGAAUGUUGUUAACUCUCCCUCCCUCAAGUACUUGACUUUAGGUUCUUGUUGGGAUUUGAUAAAAUUGAAGGUUUCGGGUGCAAAUCUUGUGUAUUUUGAGUACAAGGGGUAUCGUGACCAUCCUAGAUUGAUGAUAGGCUUUUGCUUUGAAAAUGUCCCUCUCCUGUCUGAGGUUAUCAAGGACACAAGUUAUUUCAUGUCUUUUCUUAGCAGGAAGUAAUUGCAUGAAGUGUAUUCAAAUCAAUUGGAGAAGGUGGCCAUGCAUAUUUCUCGUCCGGUUAGAAUUAAUGACCAUCUUUUUUCUUUCUUUUUGUUAUUAUAUAUUUGUGAAUAAUGCAUUCUUGUUAACCAUUUCAAUUAUACUUUUGCCUUUUACAAAAAAAAAAAAAAUUAUACUUUUGCUUUGAUCAGGAAGAGAUUUAUUGUGGCAUUUCUCAUUUUGUUCGCGAUCUCCCCCACAUGAGGAGUCUCAAACAGCUUGAUAUGUUUAUUGGCACGACUCCGCCGGCAACUCUAAUAGUUUUUGUGGGGUUUGUUAGAGCGUGUCCUUUGUUGUCUACCUUAUCCGUCCAGGUACUUACUUUCAGGUGCAUGUACGAUGCAAAUAUAUCUGAGCUUUUGGUUGUUCUUCCUUCUAUAAAAUGGUUUUUACCCAAGUGGCUUGGCAUUUUCUUUGCCUUUUAACUCUGUGUUUAGCAAGCUGCCUCGCAUUUUGUUUGUGUAUGCUUAAAUGUUUCUUGACUACUGGGGUCUUUGUCUUGUUUUAACAAUUGUUAUUGGGUUCUUGUGGCAGUUCCAUGAGUCGAAAAUAGUGGAUCCACUAUAUAUGGUAUGGACUACUUCAAUUUUUUUUUGUAACCAGUAAAUGGUCAUUUCAAUAACCAAUUUCACAUCAGGACCACUUUUCAGAACUAAAAUACUUUUUUGGGAAAAAUGUAAACAUUAUAUUAACCAGCACCUAAAAGGGAUUCUGUUGCAUUGUCAUGUGGGAAGAACUGAUUAAAUAUUGGUAAACCUGUCCAUCUCAUCUCAUUUAUGUUAUAACCUUUGAUUCGACUUCCAACUUCAUUCUGAAUGAUUUUUCUCCAUUCCCUUCUUGGCCUUAUGCAAUCUCAGAUUACAUUUCUCCGGACAUGAUAAAUACCUAAUCGUUUUCUCCAAUCUAACCAGAAGACGGAUUGUUUGGCAGAUUGCAUUUAGCCCAAAUACACUUAGCAUCCUUCAUUUUCCUUACUUUUUAACUUCAGACGAAAGAAAGUUGUAUUCAUCUUCCCUGACUGGAUCCACUCGUCUUUUGCUUUAUGUCUGAGAAAACUAUCAACAGCUUUGCUUAAUGAUAUGGACUCCUCACAAACUUCCUUCUUACCUGUUGUAGCCUUAUAUCCCCUGGGAAAAGAUUCUUGUAAUUCUUUGAGGGCCUCUUGUGCAGCUUUAGCUUUCACCUCUGUAUCAGCAAAAUGGUCCCGAUUCAGCUGUUUUAUACUGGUUUUAACCUUUUGCGUUUACAAGCCACCUGAUACAUUAUAGUACCAAAAACGGCUACUUUCCAACUCUCCUCGACAACUUCUGAAAAUUGAGAAUACUAACUCCAUGAUUGAAGUACUUCAUAAAUUUAUGAUACGCCUAUCGUAUCGUAAGAUACAUUCUAAUAUAAUAAUAUGUAUAAAUAAUAAUGAAUAUCUUAGAUUUCAUAUGUAAUUGAAAAUUUAUGCAUAUUAUUUAGUUUUCAGUUAUUGACAAAUAAAUAUAUUAUAAGUUGAGUUCAAAAUUAUUUGAAAGUUACACAAAUUACUCAUGCAUUACAUGAAUAAUGGUUGUAAAAACAUUGCUGGUACAUCUUACUUCGCCUUAUCACCUUAUACAUUUAUUUUUUAUUAUUUUAUUUUUAUUUUUUGUAACUAAUUAAUGUUUUUGACGUGACCAAUAUUUAUAUACUGUUUUCUGAAAAUUUUUUAUCUUAUUAUUUGUCUUUUGUAAAUCAAGAAUACAAAAAGUAAUCCCAACCACAGUAAGUAGAAUAAAAAACGAGUAUGUAAAUGGAUGAAACUGACCCAACUCCCACAUAAUUAUUUGUCUUUUUUCUUCCUUCUUCAUCCUUUGUGAUACAGGAGAAGAUGCUUUGAUUGUUUAUACGCAGUAGUAACCGAGUCAAGCAGCGCUAUAGUCAUAGGCGUUUAAAAGUGGUGACAUUGACUGACUUCACUGGUAAAAGUGUCGAAGUUGAGUUUGCAGUGGACUUGGUUCAGAUGUGCAAGUCUCUGGAGAAAUUAAUUAUCAAAACUAAGAAGCAGAAUAACAAACAGCCACCGGUGCCAAUAAUUGGAGGUGAAGAAAGCUUGAAGAUGGUAAAGGAUAGUCUACCGGAUGGUGCUGAAAUGGUGAUUGAGUAACAUAUGUAGUGUAUCUAUAUGUAUUCAAAACCCACCUUCUUGUUGCAUGAUACGGAGAAUAUAAAUGCAAUCCUAGUCUGCCGCAUUCGGUGGAAUUUGGUUUGGCACUAUGGAGAUUUAUCCGAUGACAGUUGAGUUAUAAGGAGUUGGUUCUUGACCACAUUGUAGCAAUAAUCACUCUUAUGAAACUGUAUUCCACUGCCCUUGUAUUACAUUAAGCAUUUUAUGCUAUCGCACAGUAGCAUCGGCCUUAUUCUACACUGAAGGAAGUUGUAACUUCUUAGUAGUCAUCAGAAUGUUGUUAGAUGGGCGCACCGAAUGCUGGAAAUCUUGGUGAUCAUCAUAACCAUCCAUACGAAUAUUGUUAACACCGUGGUUAACAUGAGUAGUUUUCUAAAUUUUUUUAUAGAGAGUAACAAUAAAUUCUUGGCAUAAAGUAGACACG